UCAGUGGUUAAUGACGUAGAAUCUGGAAAACGAAACUGAAUCACAGUUUGGAUCACAUCAAUUUGGAUAAAUAUUUCUAUUGGCACAGUGUAUACCAACAUUUCUUUUACUCGAGAGUACAUACCGGACUGCUUUACCAACCCAGAAAAUAUUCACUCGUGAACGUCAGAACACUGAAGAAAUGUCUCAACCCAAACCUCUCCUAAUUCCUUGGCUGCGGAAGCAGAUAAAUAGUGGGCGGUACCCUGGGGUUUGCUGGACAAAUCAGGAGAAAACUGAGUUCUGCAUCCCAUGGAAACAUGCUUUAAGGCAUGAUUCCUCCAGCGAUGAUUCACUCAUUUUCAAGGCGUGGGCUGAGGCUAGCAGUGGCAGAGGUAAAGGCAACUCCUCCACCUGGAAGAGAAACUUCCGUGCUGCCCUUAAUGCCAAAGGGUUCACAAUGCUAACUGACAACAAAAAUGAUGCAGCCAACCCCCAUAAACUGUUCAAGUGGCCGGAUGAAUCAUCCAUGGGAGGCUCUCAAGACCCAGAACCUUUUACGAAUCAAGGUCCUAGCCCUGAACUAGAUGGGACCUUUGAGGACCUUCACCGUUCCACAGAAUCAACAUCAAACUCAGCAUUGGUGAACCCAUCCACUUGCAACCAGGAUUUCCUUCAGCAAUGUUUGGAAGGGUUGAACAUUGAUCCCUCAGGACAAGAGCAAUAUGCACAAGAGGGGUUAAAUAGAGGGAAUAUGUUUUUUGGGCAACAGCAGUAUAUGGAUGAACUGGAGCGUUCUGUGGGAGAAGCCAUUUCCCCCGAACCACAAGUACAUCUAAUGGCAGAACAGCAGGUGAUGGAACAGAUCAGGAACACAUUGUCCAGUACCAGAGCAGACAACCAUUUUAGUACUGACUUCAGGGUGUGUGUGUACUACCGAGGAGUGAAGGUGUCAGAGCAGCUGGUCACAAACACUACUGCUUUCAGAUUAGUCUACAGGCCUGAACAAAUGCAGAGUCCUGUGUUGGAUCAAGACUCUGGAAAAUACCUGGUCUUUUUGCCCAGUCCAGAAUCUUUGCAGGACCAGACACAGGCAAAACUCACCCAGCAGAUACUGAAUGGGUUGGGGGAAGGCAUAGAAGUGGGAGUGUCAGGUGCCAUUAUCUAUGGCCAACGCAUGGGCGCUAGCAAGGCAUACUGGAGCUUUGACAAAUUCGAUAUGAGCAGGAGGCCACAGGAGGUAUCCAAACAUCAAAUGCCUCUGUACCAGACUAAGAUCUUCAUUGAAGGGCUUUCUAUGUUCAUUGCAAAUCAUGGAGAAAAGUGCCCCCCUAUCUCUUUGUUUUUCUGUCUUGGGGAAAAGUGGCCAGAUCCAAAAAAUAAGCCCAUGGAGAAGAAACUCAUCACGUUUGAGGUGGUGUUUGUUGCACUGGAGCUGCUCAAAUCAAUGGCAGUGGAUGGGGGUGCCUCCUCUUUGCAGUCUGUGGAACUUCAGUUAUCCUUGCAGGAGUCCCUGGAUGAGAUGAUGGAAUGGAUGGAUUCCCUGUAGAUGGUUGGCUAAAUUAUGGACAAUAUUGGUUUAGAUAGGGACUAGGGUCACAAAAUGCUGGUAACUUUGAAUAAAUGCAGUGGUUUUCCCAAUAUCAUGGAGGGAAUAAGUGAUAAAUCUAUAGUCAUUGUACUGGAACUGAAGAAAUGUUAUCAUCUCUUCUAUCAUAACCUUCAAAUUUACAGUUAACUUUACAGUCGCAAAGCUUAAUAUUUUCCCCAUAUUUUAACAACUAUUUAGCACCAAAAAAAAA
Molecule: messenger RNA, 1781 nt
Organism: Esox lucius (northern pike)
Lineage: Eukaryota; Metazoa; Chordata; Actinopteri; Esociformes; Esocidae
Gene: irf3
Product: interferon regulatory factor 3
Exons: 11
Coding region: 182-1528 (448 amino acids)
Biological process (GO): immune system process; regulation of transcription by RNA polymerase II
Cellular component (GO): nucleus
Molecular function (GO): protein binding; RNA polymerase II cis-regulatory region sequence-specific DNA binding; DNA-binding transcription factor activity, RNA polymerase II-specific
Source: RefSeq, a predicted model, not a curated record